AUGCAGAGCUCCGAUAUCAAGGACACUGAGGACUAUGAGAUGUUCUUCACUUUGAAGGACGUUCAGAAGGCUGUGGACAAGGCUGUUGCGGCGGUCAUCGCAGAGACCAAGAGCGAGGCCAUGAAGAAGGCCGCUAUGAAGAAGGCCGACCUCAACAAUCAGACCAUAAACCUCAAAGACUCGCACCAGGCCUACAAGGCCAAACUUUUCAAGCACAACAAGGAUCUUGGGAUCCGUGUUGUCCACAGCAACUGUUUAGCCCGCCAGCUCGAGGUGCGACUCACUGCUGCCAAGGUGUGCAUGAAGGCCCUGCAGGAUCAAUUGGAUGCUACUCAGCGGGAGCUACGCAUCACCCAAGAAGGUCUCGUCGACGCCGGACGUAGAGGUUUCUUACGUUUAUGUGUUGGAAGUCAUUCGGAAUGA
Colletotrichum spaethianum is the source of this 423-nucleotide messenger RNA. RefSeq lists its product as uncharacterized. The transcript has a single exon. The record is from RefSeq and is a predicted model, not a curated record. The coding region runs from base 1 to 423 and encodes 140 amino acids. Lineage: Eukaryota; Fungi; Ascomycota; Sordariomycetes; Glomerellales; Glomerellaceae.